CGCCCGCCCGCCGCUCCCCUCCCCCACGGCCGCGGCGGCGGCGGCGGCGGCGGCGGCGGCCGGAGCCCGGAUGCGGCGCCGUGAGACAGGCCCGGGCGAGCGGCGCGGAUGGAUCCAACAUGGCGGCGCAGAGCCUGAGCCGAGAUAUAGUGGGGAUUGCGGCUGCUGAGCAGGGAUCCUGGAAAGCAUUGCACACCUGAGCCCCCAGUAUGGCGGGCCUCAAGCGGCGGGCGAGCCAGGUGUGGCCAGAAGAGCACGGUGAGCAGGAGCACGGGCUGUACAGCCUGCACCAUAUGUUCGACAUCGUGGGCACCCACCUGACACACAGAGAUGUGCGCGUUCUCUCCUUCCUCUUUGUUGAUGUCAUUGAUGACCAUGAGCGUGGCCUCAUCCGGAACGGACGUGACUUCUUGUUGGCACUUGAGCGCCAGGGCCGCUGUGACGAGAGUAACUUUCGCCAGGUGCUGCAGCUGCUGCGCAUCAUCACUCGCCAUGACCUGCUGCCCUACGUCACCCUCAAGAGGAGACGGGCUGUGUGCCCUGAUCUCGUAGACAAGUAUCUGGAGGAGACAUCAAUUCGCUAUGUGACUCCCAGAGCCCUCAGUGAUCCAGAACCGAGGCCUCCCCAACCCCCUAAAACAGUGCCUCCCCACUAUCCUGUGGUGUGCUGCCCCACUUCGGGCCCUCAGAUGUGCAACAAGCGGCCAGCUCGAGGGAGAGCCACACUUGGGAGCCAGCGAAAACGCCGGAAGUCAGUAACACCCGACCCCAAGGAAAAGCAGACAUGCGACAUCAGACUGCGAGUUCGGGCUGAAUACUGCCAGCACGAGACUGCUCUGCAGGGCAACGUCUUCUCUAACAAGCAGGACCCACUUGAGCGCCAGUUUGAGCGCUUUAACCAGGCCAACACCAUCCUCAAGUCCCGGGACCUGGGGUCCAUCAUCUGUGACAUCAAGUUCUCUGAGCUCACCUACCUCGACGCAUUCUGGCGCGACUACAUCAAUGGCUCAUUAUUAGAGGCCCUUAAAGGUGUCUUUAUCACAGACUCCCUCAAGCAGGCUGUGGGCCAUGAAGCCAUCAAGCUGCUGGUGAAUGUGGACGAGGAGGACUAUGAGCUGGGCCGACAGAAACUCCUGAGGAACUUGAUGCUGCAAGCAUUGCCCUGACCUUUUCCCCUUUCCACUUCUCUGGGGACUGUUCCCACCACCCACCUCUGGAGCUUACAUACUGUUCUAGGGUUUGUUCUCUACCCUUCCAACCAAUCACACCCCUGCCUUUUUUUUUUUUAAAGGAAAAGAUGAAAAUGGAAGUGGUGUUCCCCACCCCUCCCUGCACCCACGUGCCUGGGCUUCCCCUUUGUUUCCCUUUUCCACUUACCCCCUAACGUAUGUCUCUGUAGCCACCUUGCCGCUGAGCCGUAAGACAAUGUAUAGGGAGAAGCAAAGUCUAUGGAACAUAGUCUUUGUAAGGGACUGAAGUGAACACUGCUUUGGGGUGCAUUGAGGGGUUAUGAGUACUUCUGGCUUUACGAGGGCUCUUAAAUUUUGUCUGAAAAACCAAAGGGCUGUGAGUAAGCUAUGUGGAAGGUGGGACCUGAAGUGUAUUUUGGAAAUGAAUCACCACCCUCUCCCAAAUUAUAGAAUUUUUAAAAAACAAAGAA
Messenger RNA from Manis pentadactyla (Chinese pangolin), 1660 nucleotides. RefSeq names its product death effector domain containing (gene DEDD). The transcript has 5 exons. Gene Ontology annotation, cellular component: nucleolus. Bases 210 to 1166 code for a protein of 318 amino acids. Lineage: Eukaryota; Metazoa; Chordata; Mammalia; Pholidota; Manidae. The record is from RefSeq and is a predicted model, not a curated record. Gene Ontology annotation, molecular function: DNA binding; protein binding. Gene Ontology annotation, biological process: regulation of apoptotic process; extrinsic apoptotic signaling pathway via death domain receptors; apoptotic process.